AGAGUAACUGUUGGGUUGGACAAAAAAUGACAACCCCAGUUAAACUUCGGAUUAUCAUGGGAGAAAACAACUCCGAAAAAUUGACUCUGCCUUCUGGAAUACCAGAGUCAGUAGAAGACCUCAAACUUGAGAUCAAGAGACAAUGUGCAGUUGCAGAGGACUUCCGGCUACAAUACAUGGACGUUGAUUUUGACAAAUUUAUAAAUCUGACCUCAACAGCGGCUCUCCAACACUUGGGCACGGUUAAAGUGAUCACAAAUGCACAGGAAGCAACUGGUGAAGGUAGUACUCCUCAGGUACUGAGAAGUCUCUCAGUGGAAUCCACUUCCCUUCCUUCUACCGACACCGAGAUACUCUCUACCCCUGAUUCAUCACAAUCACCAACCUCGAUGCUGAGAUCUCAGGCCUGGCCAGCAAGCUUCCCUAUUCCACAGUUUUCCUAUGAAGUAGAGCUGCAACUUGUGAAAGCCAAUCAGGAAUAUCACAAAAAUGGCACCCUCCUCAACCCAAGCCCAAAACUCAAGUCUGCAAUUUUAGAGUCCUUGGCUUCUGUAAUAAUCAAGUACAAAGCAUACCCUACAAGUGCAGAGUUUGAUGAUGUUGCAGAGGCUUUGAUUAAAACACAUGCAUGCCUAAAGGAGCAAGGUUCUGUGACAGGAUUCUACGGUUGGAAGAUUAGUUUAAAAUAUAAAAUGGCAAAUUAUCGCAGUAGCCUGAGAAACAUAACCUCUGAAUUGAGCAUCAAUUCCAUGAAUCGCAGAGGAGGCCACACAAGUCCAAAUCAAGUGAAGAAACCGAGGAAAGCUGAGGUGAAUUUUUUGCCAGACUAUCCAGUUGGCGAAAACCAAGAGACUCUUGAGAAUGAGAGGUUGGAAUUACUGUCUGAGGUCAAGAAGAGGGACAACAAUCAAAUCAUAAAAGUGAAGAUGGACAAAACUUUUGCCUACAGGAGGAAAGAAGUUGUAGUUGACAUGCCCUCCAUUGCAGAAUUUCAAAGCAGAUGGCCAGCUCUUUUUGCUGAAAGUGAGAUAAGUGCAGAAUUUACACGUAUUACCACCAUCCCACUGAUGUCCAAGUUUAUGUCAGAACUUGACCACCACUCUGCUAAGCUGUCCAGGGUGUGCCUUAAGAAGCGAGGAGUAGCAGGUCGCAAGAUUGCAGAGAUCAUGGCUUCCAUCAACGAGAAUGUGUUGGGAAAAAUAACCAGCUGA
Gadus morhua (Atlantic cod) is the source of this 1211-nucleotide messenger RNA. RefSeq lists its product as uncharacterized. The record is from RefSeq and is a predicted model, not a curated record. The transcript is spliced from 3 exons. NCBI's taxonomy places the organism in Eukaryota, Metazoa, Chordata, Actinopteri, Gadiformes, Gadidae. Bases 27 to 1211 code for a protein of 394 amino acids.